This is a messenger RNA of Homalodisca vitripennis (glassy-winged sharpshooter), 1594 nucleotides long. Its product is annotated as testicular acid phosphatase homolog. Lineage: Eukaryota; Metazoa; Arthropoda; Insecta; Hemiptera; Cicadellidae. Gene Ontology annotation, biological process: dephosphorylation. The transcript is spliced from 8 exons. The record is from RefSeq and is a predicted model, not a curated record. The coding region runs from base 272 to 1573 and encodes 433 amino acids. Gene Ontology annotation, molecular function: phosphatase activity.
UACAGUAUGAUUAAAACAAUAAGAUUACUUAUUGAUAUAUGACCAAAAUAGGAUAUUACGAGAGAUACGAUAAAGGAGGCCUGAAAUAUUCACAUGACCGUGAAAUAAAAGUCAAGUACUGUAGGAGGCAAAUGUUAUCUUCUUAUCUGUUUAAAUAUGAAACUCUAAUUACUAUAUCCAUUUAGGCAAUGCAUGUGGGAGUAAAGCAAGCAGUUGGGUUAGCUCUAUGUUAUUCUAGCUUGUAACAUCAGAAAUCAGAAAGAAGCCAGAUAUGGAAAGACACUGGUUCUGGCUGUACAUUACAACGUUUACAGUUUUAUGGGGAGCCUAUCAACUUAACAAAGAGCCAGUCGCAACUUUCCAUUCCAAAAGUUUCAACAACAGCAUUGAAAUAACAAAUUCCACAACGUCCAAUGCUGUCAUCACCAAAGGAUCUAGAGCUUCUACAUCGCUACAACUCGUUAUUGCAGUGGCCCGUCACGGUAAUCGGGCAUCUGACUUCUCGGUCGCUAUGCCAUUGUGUUACCCGGUCAACGACACCAACACUUGGCCUUAUGGCCCGGGACAGCUGACCAAUAAAGGCCGACUUCAAAUGCACAGAUUGGGAAAGAGAAUCCGAUCUUUAUACGAUGGGUUUAUUAGCCAAUAUUACCUCCCAGAGCAGGUGAUGGCUUACACUAAGGACGAGUCCCGACUAGUCAUGAGUGCCGAGCUGCUCCUGGCGGGUCUGUUCCCUCCCAGAGGUUACCAGGUGUGGAACAGCGACUUGCUGUGGCAACCCGUCCCAGUCUUCCGCAACUACAAGGAACACACAAGGAGGGCGAUUCCCGUGAAUGCAUCGGCAUGUCCAAAAUUUCAAAGAGCACAAGCCAGUUCUUUAGAACAAUAUGAGGAAAAGUAUGGUAGAAACGUGACUGACCUCGUGGAAUAUGUUCAGCGAGCUACUGGAAUAAAUAUAGUAAACGACGUCCCACGCAAUUUCGUCGACCACAACCUCUAUAGGAUUGCAUUAUGGUUUAUUUGGGAAUCUAUAAUUCAUGCGGUAAGAAGUUUAACGGAUAAUGAGGGAUUGAAGUUACCGGAUUGGGCGACGAGAAUCUAUCCGGACCCUAUCGCCCACCUAAUAUCUGAACUGACAAAAGCCUACGCUACCGCCUCGGAUACGCAAAUCAAACUUUUCCAAGGAGAAAUAUUUCAAGAAAUCAUAAGCUUCAUGCAACACAAAGUGGAACAAAUGAAAGCCCCUAAGCGCUUUUACUUGUACACUUUUCACGACGGGACGAUAUUCGGUUUGAUGCACAUUUUGGGACACAGUAACUACAGUGUGGUCCAGGCAAAGACUGGAUCUGCUUUGAUAUUCGAACUGCACAGAGACCCACAGAGCGGUGGACACUAUGUGAAAGUUGUGUUUAUAAAUGGUGCAACUCAGGAGUUAGAACUUUCGGAAGUCAACAUCCCCGGCUGUGACUCUCCCUGUGACUUUCAUCUGCUAUGCAACAUCACUGAGAAAUAUUAUAAUGUUGAAGAUUGGAAAAAGGAAUGUGAAAAUUUAGUCAAAGAAAUGUUUUGUUGAGAACCAAACUUGUUUCCUCUC